This is a messenger RNA of Durusdinium trenchii, 5976 nucleotides long. The record is from the annotation of a GenBank genome assembly. NCBI's taxonomy places the organism in Eukaryota, Dinophyceae, Suessiales, Symbiodiniaceae.
AUGAUCCAAAGUGACUCGGAACCAGGAGACACUGGGGCCAUCAUCCCUGCGAGCGACAAUGAUGAUGAUGGUGAAAUCUUACUAGCAACGAGUUCUGAAGAAGAUGGCUGUGUGGAACCGCCAGUCAAGAAACGGGCCUAUUCAAAAGGUCGUACUGAAGGUGACAAAUUGCAUUUUCUUCAACAGCCUGUGUGCAGGUUUGCUCACAUGAGACUGUAUUCAAUCGGAUCUUCAGCUCUGCAGAACAUGCGGAGAGGGGACCCGGCUUUCACCAUGCACUCAGGGCGGCUCCAAGAGCCCAAGCAUCCAUCCCUAGGAGUGUCGAUGGUAAGGUCGUCAGUGAACCAGAGGUGGCCCUCCAUCAUGUCGUUCUUUUGGCUGCUUUGGAUCAGCUGUGCUGAAGUCCUACCGGUUAAAUUCACCAUGCCGGGUAAUCGUGAUGGAGGUUUCUAUGAGUCCACGAUGUCGGCUGACCCGGAAUUCCAGGAACGCUAUGUACAGAAUUUCUUGGGUUGUCUCGAGCGGAACUAUGACGUGAACCCUGUGAACCAUGGUGGACCGGGUACUUUUGCAGGACCAAGACGCUACUUGGAAUGGCAAAAGCCAAUGGAUCUGUUUAUUCAAUACCAAGCCUACUGCGAAGCUGCUGGUUUAGCUACUGCUGCAUUCACUACCUUCCGGAGGGUGAUGAAGUCAAUUUUUGCUUCUCAUCUUCGUUUCAGGGACAAAGGGGACUUUGGUCAAUGUGAUGUUUGCCACAAACUACGAAAACGCAUCAGAAGUGCCACAACCAAGCAGUUGAAGGCUAUCAACAUUCGAUUGUAUAGCCAACAUUUGCUACAGCAAUGGUCCGAUAGACAAUUCUACUGGAACCACAGAACCUUGAGUCGCAACUACUUUUCGCAAGGACUGCACUUUAGCAAGAGAUUUGCAGGUUCUGACUUGGCAUCAUCAGUGAUCACAGUGAUCCAGGAUGGAAUGGAUCAAGCAAAACUGAGGAUUCCUAAGUGGGGCUAUGCGAAGCUGAGCAAGGCAGCCACCAAGUUGUACAGGCCAGCAACACAUUUGCUGGCCUCGUGGUUGCAUGGUUUUCGGCUCUUCCUCUACUUGAGCGAUGAGGACUUGAAAAAGAAUUCCGAGACACAACUUGAGACCCUGUUUUGUGCUCGCAAAGACUUGGGGGCUGAUGUUUUGGACAAUGUACAUCAUUUGGAAGAGUACGGGCCUCGCUGGACACCUCAUGAUGAAGAUGUUUUCCUGGUCACAAAGCGCUGGCUGUCGGACAGCGAGAUUCAGCGCGCGAUGGUGGUGGUGCCAGCUUCAGAGCCGGAAGAGGACCACGCCAUGCUCUAUGCCUCAGAUGAUGAUGCUGCGCAGCAUGAUUUUGUUCCGCAUGGGCGUUUGCCUCCCAUUCAAGGGGAACCCUCUGUAGAAGCCUUCGUGAACGACUUCGUGCACAACCCGGCGUUCUCUCAGCUUCGGGGAAAGCUAGUGCAGCUACGUUUCAUGGCUGAGAUUGACAAGGGCAAGCAACGAUACUUGUCGAAGAAUUUUCCUGGCGUCCCCAUUUUUGAAGAUGUGUGGGAGAUGAGGAAAACCCAUGCUCGUACAUCUGCUGGCAGUGUCACCGACCCUGAGUGUUCCUCUGGCAGGGGGUACAUUGGGAUGGAGGAGUAUGUGAAACAUCACAGGUACGAGAUCAUCAAGGCUCGCCUGGAGGGCCUUGGGUACCAUGUGGUUGGAGGGCUGUUUAACACAGCUGACUAUGGUUUGCCGCAGCAAAGGAACCGCGCCUGGUUGCUUUGCCAUUUGCGCUCUGAAGUGCAAAGCACACCAGCGCAGAUUACCUCGGAUGUGUGGGCUUUUCGGCGAUGUUAUGUGAAUCUCCGUUCUUGUGUGGACUUGGCCCGGGGGCAUGUUGAAACCAAAGCCAAGAAGAAGGACACCAAAGACUGCGACCCCAAGUGGGCAGCUGGUUUCGCAGAACAAUGUGAUAUCUUUGGGAAGGCAAAGCUUCAGAAAUUGGUCAGGGACCUGAAGCCUCGGGCCAAAGGGUGCAGCGACAGGGAGGUUAGAAUUCUAGCUGUGGCUGUUGAGAAUCUCCGGGCGAAUCAUGGCUUUGAUGCUUUGGGCCAAUUGGCCAUCAUCCAGGACCAGAACUUCACCCGGGCGACUUUUCCCAAGUCGGACUUCUACACAACCUGUUGCGUCAUCCCUGGUGGCAAAUACGUGGAGAUGGCGCGCCUGCAGGGUGUUGGUGCGCCCGAGUGGACCAAGUAUGCGAUGGGAGAUGAAUCCGAGCAUGCCAUGAAGAACUUCAUUGGAAAUGCGUUUCUUCGUCGUGUUUUCAGUUCAGCGUCCCAGUGCACCUUGCAGCAUUGGUCUCGAUCUUGUGCAACUGGAAGCCACAUCCUUGAGAAGUUGGGCAUGGAGAGGCUCCAAUUGAGAGAUUGGAUCACUUUGGUCCACCAGGGUCGUCAUGGCUUUCCUGAGAAGCGGAAGUUUCCAUUGGCAGAUGGCGGUUCCUUUUUGGACGUUGUCCAACGAUGUUUUGGUGACGAGGAUGUCAUGAUUGAAGACUCUCUAGAGUUGGUGAAGAAACUGGGUAUCAUGGAUAGCUCCAGCACUGUAGAGGACUUCAGCAACAAGUAUCUCACCAUGCAGGAGUGGGACUGGCCACCGACGCCCGGCUCCUUUUUAAAGACCUCGAUUUUGCAGUGGAGCUUCACCGGGACAAGCUUCUGGCGGAUUCCAGACAUGAACACCGUCAUGGACAUUGCCAAGAGCAUCGCCUUGGUGGGCUGGAGAGAUGAAUCGCGGAUGGAUGGACUUUGGGGCGAGAUCAUCGGCAUGCGCAUUGUACCUGGGGGCGCCGAGCACAAGAUGCAGUAUGUCCAGGGCGCGCUUUACUUUGAUGAUGGUGGCAUGAGGGGGUUAGCUUGCGCUUUGGUGUGGUGCGCUUUGAUCCAUCAUGGUUCAACUCUGAAGGAUGAGGAUUUCAUCAACCCUUCAGUGGCUGAGUUGGCCCGAAGCCUCCUUGCAAUUCCCACCUUCUACAAGAACCAGUCCCAAGACGAAGGCAUUGAGAUGAUUCGCAGGAUCAUCAAGCAGAAUGUGGAUGCCAAGAAGCAGGCUGUCUCCUCCUACGAGUGGAGUAUGAUCUUGAAAAACCUGGGGGCUCUCAACAACACCCUCAGCAAGGACCUGACGGUCCAAGAUGCGAUGGACUUGUACAACGCCAAUCCAGAGGUUGCAGCGCAUGGCGGCACUGGAAAGGAGAAGACUGGAAGUGGAAGUUUGGUGUUGGAUGGCAAGAAACAAUAUGCCAUCAAGCACUGGUUUGAGCUGACAUCCAAGGAGGCGCACGAGCAGGUUGGAAUAUCUCUCCGUGAUUCCGCUUUCCAAUAUGGACCUUUCGGGGAGCAGCUUAGCAUGUACAAGUUUCUCUUUCUGGAGUCAACCCAGAACCUGACUGCUAUGACCAUAUGUGACAUGCAACCGGUGUCGAAUGAGCCGACCAUCACCAUCAAUUGGCAGCUACCACUGGAUGGCCCCACCCAGGGACUCCUAUUCAAGAGAAUCAGGAUUGCCUUUGAGAGAGCGACUGCAAUCAUUGAUCAACCCAGUGACCGGAAACGAUACCGAAUGUCUGAAGAGGAUUUGCUGAAUCUCAGAAACCUCAUCUGUGUUUGGCAGCAAAUCAAAUCAUUCUGCAGUACCAGGGUGAAGCAUUUUGAUGAACUCGAGGCUGCCAUCAGCAAUGGCAAUGGUCGGGAUCAUGAGCUCCAAGCUGUGUUGGACGCUCGACCACAGCAAUUUGCUGUCAGCAUGUUGUCCUCGGCUGCAAAGGAAGCUCAGGAAGCCCAGGAAACUUCGGUUUGCAUGGAGGUGGAGAAAGAGAGGGUCGCUGUGCGGGACGCUCGCUGGGUCUACUUCCAGCAAGCUCUUCGCCGAGACCAAGAGAAGCUGCGCUUGGCCAAAGAUGCACCAUCCAAGUUGGAGUCCCUGAAACAUAGAAAACAAAUUCUUUGGCGUUUGGAACAGGCGAAGGUGGGUGAGAAGGUCAUCAAAAGCUAUCGGGACAAGUACCUACGCACUGACUUGGUGAGCAAGCCAGAGCUCGCUCAGCAGAAGGUCAACGAGUACCGCUCCUUUGUUGCACAAUGCGCUGGGGUCAAAGCUGACCAGGAGCUCUACUGCAUUGUGGUGGUGGAUCUGAAUGUGCCCGGUGCAAAGAGCAGCGAAACUCUCCAAGAUCUUUGCUCAACUCUGCAGUUUGCGAAUGAUCUCGCGCCGAGCAGAAGUUGCGCGUUGCUUGAGCUUCCUGAGAUCCCCAAGAAAACCUCGAAGCGAGGACUCGCGGACGAGGAGAAUGAGAUCCAGAGUUGCCUUUGGUCUUUGAGGCAGUCAUGCGAUGCCAGGUGGAUAUGUCCCUUUUCUAUCCAUCCUGCGGCUGACGCGCAGACCAACCGCAGGCGCUUCAACUCUGGCCGAUUGGUGUGCAACAUCGACAGCUCUUCGGAGAACAUCUUUCUGACAGCCUCUGAACUUGGCACUUGUGGACGCCCUUUGCAGGCUGAGACUGACCUCACCUUGCCACUCAGCAAAGAGAUGAUUCUUCCGGAGAGCUUGGAAGCGGAUUCAGACCUCAAACAAGCAGAGCGCCAACGGCCAAGCAACGAGGCUUGCCAAGCCCAGAAGGGCACUAAGAGAUGGUGCGCUUUGCUAUCUUCGCUUCUGACAAUGUCGGGGGACAUCAUGAAGAACAAGCCAUGCAUUGUUCUGAAUCUGACUGGCUACAUCGAAGAUGUUGGCUGUGCUGUUUUCGAGAUGCGAUUGGCCAAUCAAGAGUUCAAGGGUGGCUUCCGCACUGAGAACCUCUACUACCAGUCAGUGCAAUGGAUCAUGAAAGAUGAAUUCGGCCAUGCCAGGCUGACGCGUGAGAUCACCGACGCUUGGACAGCCAGGCGAUUCGAGCAUGGGGGCCACCGCUUCAAUGUGGAGGCUCCGGAGCUUUCUCAAGAGGAGAUCGAUAGCAUCCCCGGAGCCCGGGCUUCUUUGGGCAAUCUGGAUUCUUUCAAGUUUGAGAUUCUGGAGAGAAUUGGUGAUCGCAUGAUGAUCAAGGGGGACGAACAUAAGUUCUGGAGCUCCCAGACUGGUAACAUCUUGACUGAGUAUGAGACCCUUCGACAGGAGCACGUGGCUCUGGUUGGGCAGUCUUCCACGGCCGUUGUGGCAUCGGCUACAACCGCUGAAGAAGCUGACAAUGCUUCCACUGAUGGUCCCACCGAUAGUCCAGCCGCUUUGGAACUGGAUUCCUGCGCCGCCCUUGAAUCCCAGCACGGCAUCGAACUUCGCUGUGCCAGUGAGUGUGCUCAAGUUGAACUUGUCUUGGCCAAGGACAAGUCUGUGUGGUUGCUGCCCAGUCAAAACAAAACCAUUGCCAAACACUGCGUGAUUGGGGGAUUCGGAACUGGCCAAUGGCUUCCAGAGGCAGAAUGUUCAGAACCUGGUAUUCCCUUUGCUUGCCCCCAUGGUGACCGAACCCUUUUUCAGCUUGAUGAGGCUUCUUUCGCAGCAGAGGCGCAGGGCUUCCAGACCAUGACCCUCUACAAGUUGCUGCUGCGUGCUGAACGGGAGAAGAACCUUACCGAACAUCGGCUGUCGUUCAUGGAUAUCAAGAGGAAGCCAACCGUUGAGGCUGGGGAGGAUGGCUUUGAGGUGACUAUCAAGGCCGCGAUGACUUUUCGGUGCUUGAGAGAUCCCCGAUCCUUUGCUGAAGACAAAACAGAAAGGAUCACGGCCAAGAAUUUUUUUGCCAAGUGUGUGGGGCCCACAUUGCCCAAAGAGAUGGCUCAACCAGUUUGCCGAUACAGAUUUGAACGUGUCGGGCAAAACUUCAAGGUGCAGCGUCCCUACAUGAUCACAACGCGUGGACUGACCCUGCACAAGGAUAAGCCUCUGAAGUUGACUUAG